UUGCUAUUAUCCUCUCCUUUGAAACCGUUUCAACAUAUCACCAUGUCUACCGGUCUUGACAUUGUUCACACCGCUGGUGCUGCCCAGCCCGUCGGCCCCUACUCUCAGGCCAUCAAGGUCAACGGCCAGAUCUUCCUCUCCGGCCAGAUCCCCCUGACCAAGGAUGGUGUACUUAUUGAGGGUACUAUUGGCGAGAAGACCCGCCUCUGCUGCGAGAACAUCAAGGCUGUCGUUGAGGCGGCCGGCUCCAGCGUGGAGAAGAUCUUCAAGGUCACGGUCCUCCUCGCCGAUAUGGCCGACUUCGAUGAGAUGAAUCAGGAAUACGGCAAGUUCUUCGCCCAUAAGCCCGCUCGCUCCUGUUUCGCUGUGAAGCAAUUGCCCAAAGGUGUGCCCGUCGAGAUUGAGUGCAUUGCCUUGGCUUGAAUUAUGUGACUCUCACAGCGCUGUGUACAAUUGGGAUAGAUUGUACAUACAUGCAUGUGAACGGAACUCGGCCUAAAAGAAUGACCGUAUCACGCGACCUGCUUGUAUAUCUAUGUUGUAUCUUUAGAUGAGUGCGGUGUUCGACUGAGCCUAUUCAUUCAAUGCAGUCGACGAACUCUUCGUGACUCCGAGCUUUAAUGCGACUGUAGUUAACUAUCAUUGCACUAUGUCAUGACAUGGCUAAUGCCCAGAGAUCACGCCU
Molecule: messenger RNA, 685 nt
Organism: Aspergillus saccharolyticus JOP 1030-1
Lineage: Eukaryota; Fungi; Ascomycota; Eurotiomycetes; Eurotiales; Aspergillaceae
Product: YjgF-like protein
Exons: 4
Coding region: 43-423 (126 amino acids)
Cellular component (GO): cytosol; mitochondrion
Molecular function (GO): deaminase activity
Source: RefSeq, a predicted model, not a curated record